GGAGGCGGACGCCUCAGGCGGCGGCGGCCGCGACGGUGGUGGCGGCGGCCUGGGGCCGGGAAACUUUGCCCCUUUGUGCGCUCCGCCCCAGAGGCGGCGGGCAGGCAGUGCUGCUGCCUUCAUCAUCCUUAUCCCGGAGGAGCAAUACCGGGAAGAGUACUCCUCGCCCUGCUCUGCCCCACCACACACCCACCUUUCUCACCUCAUGCCCGGGUCCCGGGUGGGUGAGGGUGAAGAACCCACCCAGCCAAGAUGAUCUCUUCCCUGGGGGCUGCUGCUGCUGCUCUCCUCCCCCAGAUCCUGGGCCCCAGCAGGUGGGAGGGUGGCCCUGGAAGGAGCCCUGUCAGACUGCUGCAGAGGAGGUGAAGAGGGCUUAAAAGGCGCCACCCAUCCCAGACACGGAAGCUCCUUGCCUUUUGCCCUUUAGAUCUUGACUGUUUUAGGAAAGAAGAAUCCGUUGGUGAACCUUACAGGCAGCAAAAAACUGGACUGUGGUUCUGCCUGGCACCUAUGCCCCCGCCUCUGGUAGCAUCAGCAUCAUGAGCCAGUUUCAGGUGCCCCUGGCGGUCCAGCCAGACCUGCCAGGCCUUUAUGACUUCCCUCAGGGCCAAGUGAUGGUAGGGGGCUUCCAGGGUCCUGGGGUUUCCAUGGCUGGGAGUGAAGCCCAACUGAGAGGGGGUGGAGAUGGGCGAAAGAAACGGAAACGGUGUGGGACUUGUGAGCCCUGCCGGCGGCUGGAAAACUGCGGGGCUUGCACUAGCUGUACCAAUCGCCGCACACACCAGAUCUGUAAGCUGCGCAAGUGUGAGAUGCUGAAGAAAAAAGUGGGGCUUCUCAAGGAGGUGGAAAUAAAGGCUGGUGAAGGAAAGGGGCCGUGGACACAAGGGGCGGUUGUCAAGACAGGCUCAGAGCUCAGCCCGGUUGAUGGACCUGUUCCAGGUCAGAUGGACUCAGGGCCAGUGUACCAUGGGGACUCAAGGCAGCUAAGCACCUCAGGGGCGCCGGUCAAUGGUGCUAGAGAGCCCGCCGGACCCAGUCUACUGGGAGCUGCGGGUCCUUGGCGGGUAGACCAGAAGCCCAACUGGGACGCUGCCCCAGCCCCAGCCCACACUGCUCGCCUGGAAGAUGCCCACGAUCUGGUGGCCUUUUCGGCUGUGGCCGAAGCUGUAUCCUCUUAUGGGGCCCUUAGCACCCGGCUCUAUGAAACCUUCAACCGUGAGAUGAGUCGUGAGGCUGGAAACAACAACAGGGGCCCCCGGCCAGGGCCUGAAGGCUGCCCUGCUGGCAGUGAAGACCUUGACACCCUGCAGACAGCCCUGGCCCUUGCACGGCAUGGCAUGAAACCACCCAACUGCAACUGCGAUGGCCCAGAAUGCCCUGACUACCUCGAGUGGCUGGAGGGGAAGAUCAAGUCUGUGGUCAUGGAGGGAGGGCAGGAGCGGCCCCGGCUCCCAGGGCCUCUGCCUCCUGGAGAUGCUAGCCUCCCAGCACCCAGCACCAGGCCACUCCUUAGCGCUGAGGUCCCCCAGGUACCUCCCCUGGAGGGUCUGCCCCUGUCCCAGAGUGCCCUGAGCAUCGCUAAGGAAAAGAACAUCAGCCUGCAGACCGCCAUCGCCAUCGAGGCACUCACACAGCUCUCUUCCGCCCUCCCCCAGCCUUCUCAUUCCACCUCCCAGGCUUCUUGUCCCCUCCCUGAGGCCUUGUCCCCUUCUGCCCCUUUCAGGUCCCCCCAGUCCUACCUCCGGGCUCCCUCAUGGCCUGUGGUUCCCCCUGAGGAACACCCACCAUUUGUUCCCAAUAGCCCAGCCUUCCCCCAAGCAACUCCAAGGACUGAGUUUUCUGAGGCCUGGGGCACUGAAACCCCACCAGCAACAAACCCCCGGAACUCCUGGCCUGUUUCCCGCCCCAGCCCUGACCCCAUGGCUGAAUUGGAGCAGCUGUUGGGCAGCGCCAGUGAUUACAUCCAGUCAGUAUUCAAGAGACCUGAGGCCUUGCCCACCAAGCCCAAGGUCAAAGUUGAGGCAUCCUCUUCCUCCCCAGCCCCAUCACCAUCCCCCAAUCUCCAGAGGGAGGCUCCCCCACCAUCAUCAGAACCUGACACCCACCAGAAGGCUCAGACUGCCCUGCAGCAGCACCUCCACCACAAACGCAGUCUCUUUCUAGAACAGGCCCAUGAUGCCUCAUUCCCUGCUCCAUCAGAGCCUCCUGCUUCUGGCUGGUGGGCCCCACCAAGCUCACCUGCCCCCCGGCCUCCAGAUAGACCACCCAAGGAAAAGAAGAAGAAGCCCUCUACACCAGCUGGAGCUCUUGUGGGAACGGAGAAAGCAACCCCUGGGAUCAAGCCCAGUGUCAGAAAGCCAAUUCAGAUCAAGAAGUCCAGGUCCCGGGAAGUGCAGCCUCUCUUCCUGCCUCUCAGGCAGAUCAUUCUGGAAGGGCUGAGAUCCCCAGCCUCUGAGGAAGUGCAGGCACCUCCACCAGCCCCUCUCCCUGACCCUCUUCCUACCACACAGGGCUCUGCCAUCCCCUUGCCCCCAGAACCUUCUCUUGCGCUAUUUGCACCUAGUCCCUCCGGGGACAGCCUGCUGCCCCCUACUCAGGAAAUGAGGUCCCCUAGCCCUAUGGCAGCACUGCAGCCAGGCUCCACUGGCCCCCUUCCCCCUGCCGAUGACAAGUUAGAAGAGCUCAUCCGGCAGUUUGAGGCCGAAUUUGGGGAUAGCUUUGGGCUUCCUGGCCCCCCUUCUGUGCCCAUUCAAGACACCGAGAACCAGCCAACUUGUAUCCCAGCCCCUGAAAGCCCUUUUGCCACCCGCUCUCCCAAGCAGAUCAAGAUUGAGUCUUCAGGAGCUGUGACUGUGCUUUCAACCACCUGCUUCCAUUCAGAGGAAGUAAGCCAGGAGGCUACACCCACUAAGGCUGAGAAUCCACUCACACCCACCCUCAGUGGUUUCUUGGAGUCACCUCUUAAGUACCUGGACACGCCCACCAAGAGUCUGCUGGACACACCUGCAAAGAGGGCCCAGGCUGAGUUCCCUACCUGCGAUUGUGUUGAACAAAUAGUGGAGAAAGAUGAAGGUCCAUAUUAUACUCACCUGGGAUCUGGCCCCACAGUAGCCUCUAUUCGGGAACUGAUGGAGGAGCGGUAUGGAGAGAAAGGGAAAGCCAUCCGGAUUGAGAAGGUCAUCUACACGGGGAAGGAGGGAAAGAGCUCCCGUGGCUGCCCCAUUGCCAAGUGGGUGAUCCGCAGGCACACACUGGAGGAGAAGCUUCUGUGCCUGGUGCGGCACCGAGCAGGUCACCACUGCCAGAAUGCUGUGAUCGUCAUUCUCAUCCUGGCUUGGGAAGGCAUCCCCCGCAGCCUUGGAGACACCCUUUACCAGGAGCUCACUGACACCCUCCGGAAGUAUGGCAACCCCACAAGCCGAAGAUGUGGCCUCAACGAUGAUCGGACCUGCGCCUGCCAAGGCAAAGACCCUAACACCUGUGGUGCCUCCUUCUCCUUUGGCUGUUCCUGGAGCAUGUACUUCAACGGCUGCAAGUAUGCACGAAGUAAGACACCUCGCAAGUUCCGUCUCGCAGGGGACAAUCCCAAAGAGGAAGAAGUGCUCCGGAAGAAUUUCCAGGGCCUGGCCACUGAAGUCGCUCCCCUUUACAAGCAGCUGGCCCCUCAGGCCUAUCAGAACCAGGUGACCAAUGAGGAAAUAGCAAUAGACUGCCGCUUGGGACUAAAGGAAGGACGACCCUUCUCCGGGGUUACUGCCUGCAUGGACUUCUGUGCCCACGCCCACAAAGACCAGCAUAACCUCUACAAUGGGUGCACAGUGGUGUGCACCCUGACUAAGGAAGACAAUCGCUGCGUGGGCCAGAUUCCUGAGGAUGAACAGCUACAUGUGCUCCCGCUCUACAAGAUGGCCAACACGGAUGAGUUUGGUAGUGAGGAGAACCAGAAUGCCAAGGUGAGCAGUGGGGCCAUCCAGGUGCUCACGGCCUUCCCUCGCGAGGUCCGGCGCCUGCCAGAGCCUGCCAAGUCAUGCCGCCAGCGGCAGCUGGAAGCCAGGAAGGCAGCAGCUGAGAAGAAGAAGAUUCAGAAGGAGAAACUGAGCACCCCCGAGAAGAUCAAGCAAGAGGCCCUGGAGCUGGCUGGGGUCCCCACCGACCCAGGCCUGUCCUUGAAGGGUGGGUUGUCCCAGCAAAGCCUGAAGCCCUCCCUGAAGGUGGAGCCACAGAACCACUUCAGCUCUUUCAAGUACAGCAGCAACGCGGUGGUGGAGAGCUACUCGGUGCUGGGCAGUUGCCGGCCCUCAGAUCCCUACAGCAUGAGCAGUGUGUAUUCUUACCACUCCCACUAUGCACAGCCCAGCCUGGCCUCCGUCAAUGGCUUCCACGCCAAGUAUGCUCUUCCCUCCUUCAGCUACUAUGGCUUUCCAUCCAGCAACCCCGUCUUUCCCUCCCAGUUCCUGGGUCCUGGUGCCUGGGGACACGGUGGGAGCAAUGGAAGUUUUGAGAAGAAGCCAGACCUCCACGCUCUGCACAACAGCCUGAGCCCGGCCUACGGUGGUGCUGAGUUUGCCGAGCUGCCUGGCCAGGCUGUGACCACAGAUACCCACCACCCUGCUCCUCACCACCAGCAGCCUGCUUACCCAGGUCCCAAGGAUUAUCUACUUCCCAAGGCUCCCCAGCUCCACCCGGCAUCCAGGGACCCCUCUCCCUUUGCUCAAAGCUCCAACUGCUAUAACAGAUCCAUCAAGCAAGAGCCAGUAGACCCACUGGCUCAGGCUGAAUCUGUACCCAGAGACUCUGGAAAGAUGGGCAAAACACCUUUGCCCGAAGCAUCUCAGAAUGGGGGACCCAAUCACCUUUGGGGGCAGUACUCAGGAGGCUCAGGCAUGUCACCCAAGAGGACUAACAGUGUAGGUGGCGGCUGGGGUAUGUUCCCUCGAGGGGAGAGCCCUGCCAUUGGAUCUGACAAGCUUAAUUCUUUUGGAGCUAGCUGCCUGACCCCAGCACACUUCCCAGAUGGCCAGUGGGGGCUGUUUCCUGGUGAGGGGCAGCCGUCAACCCCCCAUCCUGGAGGACGGCUGCGAGGCAAACCAUGGAGCCCCUGCAAGUUUGGGAACAGCUCCUCGGCCUUGGCUGGGCCCGGUCUGACUGAGAAGCCAUGGGGAGUAGGGGGAGCAGAUUUCAACGCUGCGCUGAAAGGCGGUCCUGGGUUUCAAGACAAGUUGUGGAAUCCCAUGAAAGGGGAGGAGGCAAGGAUUCCUACCUCCAGCUCAAGCCAGCUGGAUAAAGCCUGGCAGGCCUUCGGUAUGCCCCUGGGCUCCAGUGAGAAGCUAUUUGGGGCCCUGAAGUCAGAGGAGAAGCUGUGGGAUCCCUUCAGCCUGGAGGAAGGGACGGCUGAGGAGCCCCCCAGCAAAGGGGUGGUGAAGGAAGAGAAGGGUGGUCCAGUGGUGGAGGAGGAAGAAGAGGAGCUGUGGUCAGACAGUGAACACAACUUCCUGGAUGAGAACAUUGGUGGCGUGGCCGUGGCCCCUGCCCAUGGCUCCAUCCUCAUCGAGUGCGCCCGGCGGGAGCUGCAUGCCACCACGCCGCUCAAGAAGCCCAACCGCUUCCAUCCCACCCGCAUCUCGCUGGUCUUCUACCAGCACAAGAACCUCAACCAGCCCAAUCACGGGCUGGCCCUCUGGGAGGCUAAGAUGAAGCAGCUGGCAGAGCGGGCACGGGCGCGGCAGGAGGAAGCUGCAAGGCUGGGCCUGGGCCAACAGGAGGCCAAGCUGUAUGGGAAGAAGCGCAAGUGGGGGGGCGCUAUCAUUGCAGAGUCCCAGAACAAGGAGAAGAAGAGGGCUGUCCCCACCCGGCAGGCACUGGCCAUGCCCACAGACUCGGCGGUCACCGUGUCCUCUUAUGCCUACACAAAGGUCACUGGCCCCUACAGCCGCUGGAUCUAGGUGCCAGGAGCCAGCGUACCUCAGCGUCGGGCCCGCCCGAGCUGCCUCUGUGGUGCUUUUGCCCUCACACCUGGGGGCGGGUUGGGGGUGCAGAAGUCUUUCUAUAUCUACAUAUAUGGAUAUGCCUAUCAUAUAUAUGUAUUUAUGGUCCAAACCUCAGAACUGACCCGCCCCUCCCUUUCCUACUUCCCCAGCACUUUGAAGAAGAAACUACGGCUGUCGGGUGAUUUUUUUUUCGUGAUCUUAAUAUUUAUAUCUCCAUGUUUUAUUUUUCCCCUUAUUUGAGGGGCUUUUUUUUCCUUUGUUUUUAAAACUCUAUCCUUGUAUAUCACAAUAAUGGAAAGAAAGUUUAUAGUGUCCUUUCACAAAGGAGUGGUUUUAAAUUCCAUUUAAAAUGUAUAUUUAUUGGAUUUUUUAAAAAAGCGACAAUAGUAAUGGUAGCAGCUAGACGGGAGAGGCCAGCCGUGCUGUUCCUACCCAGCCAGUGCAGCCUCCUGGGAGCUGAUGGUUCUCUCAGCCAUCUGCCCCUCCGAGCCAAGGGCAGCGGGUAGCCCCGGUCCAUCCGUCUGUCCCUCCCCGUGCACAGGGACUGCUCCGGACAGCCUCUGUCUUCUCUGUAGGGUGGGAAAAGCUAUACACAACAUCUGGGGUCCCUUCCCAGUUGGCAGUGGGCCUCAGCCCCCCCAGGUCUGGCCAGAGAUGCUGGUGUAGAUCUCCCCAGAAACCAGAUUGCAAGUAGACCGCUUCAAGCUUGCUAGUCUCCACACUGAAUCCUCUCUGUCCGUUAUUUAUCAAGUACAUGAUGUCCUGGUUCGCUAGAUGGCACCUCAUGCUGGAGCGAGAGUCAAGAGGCUCCUGGGAGCCCUUUCCACCACUUUGAUAAGCCAAUGAAUACUGGGCUGAAGGAAUCUUAGUGGCAGUUUUUAAAAAUCGCCCCACAGUUUAUGCUGAUACUGAAAAAGGGCUACUGUAUUUUUAAAAACAAGAAGUUGAACCCAAGCUGUGACGAGCUAUCCAGGCUCUAAGGCUCUGCUUGGUGCUGUGCUGUGCAGGGAACCUGGUGCUGUAAGUAUUGUGCUGGAACUUUCUUGACUCUUGGGUCAGGUGGGGUCCUUCGGGAGCUCAGCGAGCCAGUGUAACAACAGUUAACACAUCUGUCCUUAUUCCUAGAUCUCCACAUCGGACAAUGGUGCAUGCCUCCCUGGUCCCCCCCCCCCAACUUAUUCUCAUGUGGGGAGGGGCCUGUACUUAAUUUGAAAGUCCAAGAGUCAAACGUUUUCAACAGGUUGCUAUGAUUUUUAUUCCUUCAUUGGUGCCAGUUCUCCAUCGGAUCAUUUUUCUUUUCCUUCCUCCCCUUUCCACCCCUUGUAACACACCCAUUCUAAAAUUCUGGUGCAUUUGUGUAGUCUUUUGAUGAGAAUGUGGUGCUUAAUUUUUGUGACAUUGUCAAAGAGAGGUUGGGCCUGUCUGGUAGAAGCAACCUUCAUUUUACAGCAAGUCAGACUUAUUGGAGUGUGUGCUUUCCUGUGGUAUUCACAGAAAAGAAACCAAGCUACUCAUGUGGAUAUGUGUGGUGAGUGGGAAGCUUCGUGAGGGCACACAGGGGGGACAUGACCACCCAGUGAGUGACAGUCAAGCCCUGAGGGAAAAAAAAAUCAGGUAUUUAUUAAGCAGUUUUAUUCAGAUGUGGGUCUUCAUGAAUUAAGUUUAACAAUCAGAUGGCAAUGCUAAAGGCAAGUUCCUGAGCCUCCAGGUGCCUUGCGUCAGAGCUGAGAGCCGCCCCACUGCGUUUACUAGAAGCUUCGGAAGCCCUGGCGGAGAGUCUCUGUAAGAUGUCCUGAGCAUUCAUGUGGUCUGGUUUUAACUGUAAAUAGUGAAAGAUUUUUUUAAGCACUUUUGCCUAGAUUUAAACAGCAACUUGGGGGAAAAAAAAUACAUUUUAACAUGUAAUUGUGGGAGAAAUUGUAAAUAGUAGCUAAAUAUUUAAUGUGCUUUGUCUAUCCUCCACUUUUACCAUAUUCUGUAAAGUUGCAUUUAUUUUACAGGACAAAAAUGAAAUAUUAUUGCUUUUGAAAUAAAUACCCAAGAGCUUAUCAGGAUUUAGAUUUAUUCAGAACUCAGAUUUAUAGGAAAACCUCUGACCUUCAGUUUGACAAGCGAAAGGAGGCAGAGUCUUUAAGAAGCAUGCUGAUUUUCUAGUUUUGAGGAAAAGUUGGGUCCUUUAAAAGCUAUUUUGCUUAUCGCAUCAGUACUUUUACGCAGGUCUCAUUUGACUCCUUGCUUAGGUAGAUGCGGGGGUGCCUUGAAAACUUCAUUUUAAAUGAUCUUAAGCAAGAAAUAUGCUAUUUUGCGAAACAUUUGGAGAAUGUGACCGUCCGUAUGGCUCGUGGAAGCCCCAGGUUGGCUGUUGGUUUGGAAGGUCCUGAGUGUAACCCAGGUGAUUCUGAUACUUGGCAUGUGUGAGUCUCUCUGAUGUGUGUUCAGUAUACUCUUUCUCUUGUCACCCUACGGUAGCAAAGCCAUUAGAAGAAAGAAACCAAUACAAGCUAAAAAGCAUGUGACGUGUGUCCCCCUUGCCACACAGCCUUGGUUCAUAAGCUCUAGGCCAGGAAACAGGCUCCAGCGAGGCCAGGCGAGGUGAGGGAGAGGCAGUCUGUGUUGGAUGUUCCCAAUCCCACCCCCACCCCUGAGCGAGCAUUUUUCCAGAGUUAGGGGUGCUGUGGCCAUGCUCGUGCCCAUGCUGACUUUUCACACACUACAUGUAUAACCUACCUCAAAUCUCAGUCACUGAAAUGAGCAUGCUUUAGACGUGUAUUUAAGAAGAAGUAACUAUGCACAGCUCUUUAGCCCCCCUCCCCUUGCUGCUGAAGGCUUCUUAAAAAAGAAAAAAAAAAUCAAAUUUUUAUUUUUUACUGGCACUAAUCAUUUUUUUAAGCCCUAAAAGUGAUUGAAAGACAUUUGUAUCAUGAGAAGAAAAGUGAAAGCCAUUGCAACUAAAGAACCUAACAGCAUGACCAAGUUUUAAGAGUACUGUGUCAUCGGAAAACGAUAGUCUCACAGUCACCCCCCUGGGUGCCCCAUCCACAGACACCAUCCACACACCGUGCACAUGUCUGCUUCAUUUUUUGCUUUGUUUUCCCGGCUUAUUGUAUACCAGGGAAGUACUUGGAAAGUUCAACGUAAGAGACCUUUUUUUAAGUAAAAACUAACCUUGCAGCAGGUUCUCACAAAAUAACUGGUGCUAGCUUCAGAAACCAUCUUACCAUCAGAAAGCUCCACUAAGGGUGUUGCAUAGAUUUGGGGGAAGGGGGUUGUUUUCGGGUCUGGUUUAUCAGCAGGGCCUAAAUUCCCCACACCCAAUCUCCUGGGUGCUACUUUGCCUUCUAACUGAGAUGAUAGUGGUGUGCAUGGAAAGGGAUUCUCCAGGCCCCUCUGGCCCUCCCAUCUGCCUCUUGGAAACAGUAGUUUGCAGAGCAAGAGACUGUUUUGAAAAGUGCUGAAGCAAGGAAGGAAGUAGCGUGGUUCCGUCGCUUUGUAUCAGACAGCAAUAGGUGCAUGAGGAUGGUUGUAAUCUGAUGUCAGUGAAAGAAAUCCAGCCAGACUUUGUUCUUGAAGUUUAACUCUUCAAGAUCUCACACCAAGGCAAAGGUGGUGGGAAACUCCGAUAGCCCUGAUGUGCCUCAACCAGUAUCUUUCCUUUUGUUACUGAAAUGUGUUUUAUGGACUAGGAAGCAUUUUUAUGAAUUGAAAUAGUCUAAAUAAAAUGGUGCUAUGGUGUUUUAAUGUGACUGUCCCUGAUCCUGUCUCGCUGAGGUGCUAUCAAUGUUCUGAAACCACGACCAACCAAAAACAAGGUGGGCUCCAGUCUCUCUGCUUUUUAUUCCCCCCCCCCCCUUUUGGUGCUGUCUUCCUAGACCUCUGUUUACCAUGCUAUACUCGGCUCUGAACAGGUUUUUGUUUUGGUUUGGUUUAUUGUUGUUUGGGUUUGUUGUUCUUACCUUGGUGGCCAAAGAAAGGCAAGAAAGCAAGUCACUCCUUGGUCAGGGAAGCAGUGAAGAGUGGACACUGUGAUUUUUGUACCCAUCUUUUGGGGCCAGAUGAGACAGGGCCUGGGGGUGAUGCUUUAGAAGAAGGGGGUUCAGGUACUCCUGCCUCUUCUAGCUUGGCAGGCAUCCUCCUGUGGUCCAGGGUGCUAAGCAGAUGACCCUGGAGCCUUGAACGGGGACACUGAGGGUCCAGAGAGAGCUCCUUCCUCACUAGGCACCGGGACCAUGGCAGACAAGGGGCUUGCUCCUUCGCUCACCACAGCCUUUGGCCAGCAUGGCUUCUGCUGCUCUUGGGCAGCUCCUUGAAUCCAGACUGGAGACAUAGGGCCUUUGUCCUUUGGUGCCACUGAGGCUGCUUUUUUAGUUGGUGCUAAAUUUCUCCUUGGGUCCACAGAAGUUGGGUGUUUUAAGAACAUAACAGGAAGCGCCAUUUUUGCAUCAUCCACUGUCACAAUUUUUUUUUAAAUACCUCAAAAGCAGGACAUUGUGACAUCUUCAAUAGGUUCUCUGAGCGACUGAUACCUGCAGGUUAUCCAUUUGAUGACAUACUUGACCUUGACAAAUCUGGGGUCAUUUUGGUUUUCAUUCUUCAGCAGUUAUGAUGGCAAAAUGCUGAAAGGAAGGAGCAUGAUUGGCUUUUAUUCUCCAUAAGUUUUCUUGCUUUUGAAUAAAAUGUGAAUUUCCUAUGCCCAUCUUAUUGAGCUUUGUCAUCAUUGCUGUCAUUUCAAAUGACUUCCCCUCAACACCUAGUUUUAUUUGCCAGCUGCAUGUGCUGCUGUCCAUGGCCAACUUCAACAUACCCUGGACCAAAAGAACGUUUUUGAGGUGCGUACCCCCGCACAGGCUCCCAGCCCCACACCCUCCUAUGCACAGUUGUUUCUAUGAGUGUAACCUGUCUGGCACACCCAGCCCUUCCUCCUGCAGAGCUGCCAGCAAAGGCCAAGCAAUAGGCUUCUCCCCCGAGCAAAGACCUUGGCGGCCAUGCCAGGUCUGAAGCUGAUUUGUGCCUAAGAAUCAGCGAGCUAUUUGGCCUGGUCCUCACUUGCUUCUAUUCUGAUAUCAGGGACGCUUUUUAUAUUGCUCGUGCUCUUCUCCUCGUGACUGCCGUCACUUAGGGCACUCAUCACUCUUGACAUGGCAACUUAAAAUACUAAUUGGCACAUUUGGACAUCUCAAAUUUUCUUGGUUCUAAUAUCUUUUCUUUUUUCUUUUUGGGGGGAAGAGGGAGAAAAAAUGGAGUGGUGUCUUUUUUUUUCAUGUAUUUAAAGAAACAAGGACUGGUCGUCUCGUGGCAUUUUAAUGCAUUAGACUUAAUCUAGAACCCUUGUAGCUUUCGGAUGUGGUUUAUUUCUUAUCUGUUUGAAUUCCUGUUUGGUUACUUGGCUUCCAAUGGAGGUGAACUUAACAACCAUACUUGAAUAUUCCGUCUUGACUUUGUAAACUGUGGCUACUUGAAAUGAAGUUUUAUCUGGGGUUGAUGGAUGAAUGGUAGAUUUUUUGCAAUGUCUCAAGGCAAUAGGAUGUGUAUUAUUAAACUGUAGAUAUCCUUAGUACAGUAAAUUUAUGCUGAUAAUUUUAUUUUGUAUAAUUUUUGCCUUUUUGUUAAUAUUUUUCCUUCUACUUUAUUGGUUUGCCUCCUGAGCUACCCCCCCGCCUUGCCCUUCCUUCUCCCCCAGUGUUUCAGUCAAUUUAAUUUAGGGUGCCUAGAAAUUGCAAGUAUGUAUCCUUUUUUUGAUUUGUAUUUUAUUAUAAUUUACACAAACAACUGGGUUUGUGAACUGUAUUACUCCUGGUAUCUUUAAAAUAUUGUGGGUGUUUUAAUAAAUUUUAUAUUUAUUUUUUGCACUCAAA
Molecule: messenger RNA, 11839 nt
Organism: Dipodomys spectabilis (banner-tailed kangaroo rat)
Lineage: Eukaryota; Metazoa; Chordata; Mammalia; Rodentia; Heteromyidae
Gene: Tet3
Product: tet methylcytosine dioxygenase 3
Exons: 12
Coding region: 540-5942 (1800 amino acids)
Biological process (GO): positive regulation of transcription by RNA polymerase II; oxidative demethylation
Cellular component (GO): nucleus
Molecular function (GO): zinc ion binding; DNA binding; DNA 5-methylcytosine dioxygenase activity
Source: RefSeq, a predicted model, not a curated record